UGCGCGGCUCGGCGCCGUCUCGCUCGAGCGCGGCCGGCGCCCGGUGGGGUCGCCUCGGCGCAGCAUGGAUCACAUAGGGGCUCACCACCUGCACCAAGGCCAGGCCGAGCCCAUCAGCUUCGGCAUCGACCAGAUCCUCAACACGUCGGAGCCGGGCAGCUGCAUGGUGUCGCACCCGCGGCUGCAGGACUCGGCCGAGUACGGCCUGGGCUGCAUCGUGGGCAGCGCCUACAACACCGUGAGCGGCAGCUACGGGGCGAGCGGCGGCGCGGCCGGCGCCUAUAGCGGCACCUCCUGCAGCAUGGGCGCCCUGCCGGGCUCCUACAACGUGAACAUGGCGGUCAGCAUGAGCGGCAACACCCUGGGCUCGGCCGGCGGUGUGAUCCGCGUCCCGGCCCACCGGCCCGUGGCCGGCGGCGUGCACCAGCCCCUGGCCGCCGCCGCCGCCGUGCCGGCCGUGAACGGCAUGAACAGUCUCACGGGGCUCACCUUCCCCUGGAUGGAGAGCAACAGGCGCUACACGAAAGACAGGUUCACAGUGGCCCUCUCACCCUUCACUGUAACACGCCGUAUAGGUCACCCCUACCAGAACCGCACGCCCCCCAAGAAGAAGAAGCCGCGCACGUCCUUCACCCGCCUGCAGAUCUGCGAGCUGGAGAAGCGCUUCCACCGGCAGAAGUACCUGGCCUCGGCCGAGCGCGCCGCCCUGGCCAAGGCCCUCAAGAUGACGGACGCCCAGGUGAAGACCUGGUUCCAGAACCGGCGCACCAAGUGGAGGAGGCAGACGGCGGAGGAGAGGGAGGCAGAGCGGCAGCAAGCGAACCGCAUCCUCAUGCAGCUGCAGCAGGAGGCCUUCCAAAAAACCAUCAACCAGCCCAUCCAAGCGGACCCCAUCUGCGUCCACAACUCCUCCCUCUUCGCCCUCCAGAACCUCCAGCCCUGGUCCGACGACUCCACCAAGAUCACCAGCGUCACCACCGUCGCCUCCGCCUGCGAAUGAGGCUCGCCCCGACCUGGCGGCGUGCGCCCACCUCCUGCCGGGGGACCGUCCCCACGGACAGCGCGGUGGCCAGGGAGCUCCUCCGCUGGGAAGCAAGGGAGAAGCGCCCAGCGAGCUCGCCCGGUGCGUGGGACUGCCCAUGCCGUGGCGGCGUCUCGCCUCCCCCCAGCCUCUUUGUUCUUUCGAAAGUCUCCAGUGCCGGCCGUGAACUUCCUCACGCGCUGCCAGACAAAGCCGAGCCCCGACGGCUGCGGGGAAAACUUCCUUUGAGUCCUGCUGGUGACGGCGCACAGCCUGGCUUCAUCCGUGUAUAUAUAUAGAGAGAGAAAAAACACACACACAUAUAUAUGCAUAUAUAUAUACGCACAUACGUAUACGUGUGUGUGUAUAUAUAUAUAUAAAUGCGUUAGGCUGAUGGUUCGAAACAAAAGAAGGCAGCUGGCUGGAUAGCACGUUUCUGCGACAAGGCUCCUCGGCAUCAGCCCAGGCCGCUCGCGCCGGGGGCGGUUGGGGACGCAACAAAUGGAGGGAGCAGCCUGGCUUUUCUUCUCCCAGCAGCAAUUUCUGCUUGCGACAGAUGUGGACCCGCCGGAUCUCACCUAGUGAUGUCUCCUCCCCUUUUUCAUUAAUUUUUUCUUGCGAGGGGGGAUUAAGAGAAGGAAGUGACAGACCCCUGAGGACGGUAAAUAUGAUAUCUCAAUUGUAUGAAGAGCCCAAACUGUCCCUGGCUGCCACAGACUCUGUGCCGAUCAGCUUAUAUUUUAAUAACGAGAAGACCUUGGUGGCAGUUUGCAGGGGUAAUGCAGUUUCUUUCAGUGGAUUAUUUCCAUCUCAUUUGCAAAAUGUUGUCCAAUGUUUUAUUUUACCUGUUUUCCUUUAUAAGGCAGUUUGUGAUGGCGAAAAUCUGUUUCACUUUCAACUGUUUUAACUUAGUCAUUUCUUUAACCGUACUGAGUGAUGAGACACAAUUAAACAAAGCACUUCUUAUAGCAAAUGACAGGAAUAUAUAAAUAUAUAUAUAUAUACAGUAUAUAUUUUUCAGUUACUUAUAAUCUAAAACAGCACUGCCAAUUUAAGCAGCUGGUACAAACAAGCAAUCAGAAAACCUAUUUUCAGUGAGAUUUUUAAAGGCAUUCUUCUGUUUGUUUUUUUAAGUUAUGCACUUAUAAGGUGUUUUAUGUGUAUUCAUUUUAUAAAGUGCUUGUGUAAUUUAUGUGGAAAUGAAGAAGAAAAUAAAAAAAAAAUCUCCAGGGUACUGAAUAAAUCAUUUAAUUUCUUGCUCUUCCUGUCUAUUAGUUCCUGGAGAGGAGACAGCAUAUCAGGACUCUUAAUACUGAAGCUUUCACUGUUUGCUGAAAAUGAAAAUAGAGUUAGCAUUUCCAUUUGGUCUUGCUGGAGUCCACUUUGGCUUUGGAAGCUCUAGAGAUAAUUUGAUGUAUUUUAAUCCCUGAUCCUGUAAACGUUUUUGGGCUUCAACCGAGCAGUGCUUUUAGCAUCUGCUUUAAUCUCAGCGUGUCUGUGGGGCUUGCUCAGUGUGGAGGGAGCUGCUGAGGGCCAUAGCGUUAAACACAUGUUGAAUAAUUUCCUGAAUGAGACCCUGGGCGCUUGCCUGGGCUGGGGGCGUCUGGGGGUGUUAGUGUCUGAAAUUUCAUAGAGAAAGCUUUUUUAUAAAGAAAUCGGCAAUUGUACGUUUUAGAGACAGCCUCGUAGGGAUUUAUUCUAGGGGCACGGUUCGUGCUCAGCCUUAUUCUGCAUCGUCUUCCCGAGCUGGAGAAGCCAUUGUCAGGGGAAAAUCAAAUCGAGGAAGACUCCCACCAGCUUCCUCAGGGAGACUCCGGGUUUGUGACCAGGGAAGCUGUGCUGACUUCAGGCUGGGAUUUCCUUCGAGCACUGACAAUCACUGGCUAAAGGCUGUUUGAGGAGGAAAACGCCAGGAAGGCGUGCGGCGCUUGCAGGGAGGGAGCCGCUGGGCCUGAGGAUAAACCCUGUAAAACAGCCUGGUUCGCCGGGGCAGCUGGAGCCAGCGUCCAAGGGCAGCUCGCGCUCGCUCCUCUGGGCGACUCUGCGGCGCCGCUGGAGAGUUUGUUAAGUGCAAGUAUGAGUAGCAUAUUUUUUUCCCGAUGCAAUUCAGGAUUGGGCUGAAAAUUUGUGUUAGUCUGGGAUUUUCCCAUCUUGCAGUAUAACGUACAGGCAAGCACAGGUGUCUGCAGAGAAGGAGAGACAAGAAGCCAAAAAAAGGAAAGCACAGAAAAAUAAGUAAAUUGCAGCAAACACAGGUUAGGAGAUAGUCUUCAAAGAUACCUGAUUACUCAUAAAAAAAAAAAAAAACAACCUAAAAUACCAUUGCUUGCAUUUUUUU
Dromaius novaehollandiae (emu) is the source of this 3359-nucleotide messenger RNA. It is a transcript of the gene TLX1, whose product is annotated as T cell leukemia homeobox 1. Gene Ontology annotation, molecular function: DNA-binding transcription factor activity, RNA polymerase II-specific; RNA polymerase II cis-regulatory region sequence-specific DNA binding. Bases 65 to 1000 code for a protein of 311 amino acids. The transcript has 3 exons. Gene Ontology annotation, cellular component: nucleus. Lineage: Eukaryota; Metazoa; Chordata; Aves; Casuariiformes; Dromaiidae. The record is from RefSeq and is a predicted model, not a curated record. Gene Ontology annotation, biological process: animal organ development; regulation of transcription by RNA polymerase II.